This is a messenger RNA of Cottoperca gobio, 1062 nucleotides long. Its product is annotated as olfactory receptor 56A4-like. The record is from RefSeq and is a predicted model, not a curated record. Gene Ontology annotation, molecular function: odorant binding; olfactory receptor activity; G protein-coupled receptor activity. Gene Ontology annotation, biological process: G protein-coupled receptor signaling pathway; detection of chemical stimulus involved in sensory perception of smell. NCBI's taxonomy places the organism in Eukaryota, Metazoa, Chordata, Actinopteri, Perciformes, Bovichtidae. Gene Ontology annotation, cellular component: membrane.
AUGAAUACAAAUGCAUCUUCAAGGGAUUUACUAACACUGGCACCAUUGGGAUUAUCUGAUACAGCUAUUUAUCCAGCAUUUGUAUUUGGCACACUUAUCUAUCUAAUUAUUGUCUUUUGCAACUUGUUAGUAUUAACAACUAUUGCUGUGAGUAAAAAGCUACACAAGCCCAUGUUUAUCCUGCUCUUUAACUUGCCCAUUAGUGACCUGGUCGGCGCUACAGCUUUGUUUCCUCAGCUUCUUGUCAGCAUUGUGACACAGAACAGACAGAUUUCCCAUCCUGCAUGCAUCACUCAGGCUUUGCUGUGUCAUAUUUAUGGUACAGGAAACUUGCUGAUCUUGAGUGCCAUGGCAUAUGACAGAUAUAUUGCUAUAUGUUGUCCUUUGAGGUAUAAUGCCAUCAUGACUCCACAUAACGUAGUUAGAAUUGUAAUUUUUAUAUGGUUUAUUAAUAUAUCCCUAAUAGUCACAUUGAUUGUGCUGGUUGCGCGGAUUCAAAUUUGCAGGAACAAUGUAGUGGAUUUGUACUGUAACAAUCCAUCAUUAAUGAAACUGGUCUGUGAGGACACCAGAGUGAACAACUACUAUGGAAUGGUUACUAUAAUUGUGCUUAUGGGCGGCCCGCUGUUAGUGAUAAUAUACACAUAUGCACAAAUCUUGCGCACAUGUGUCAUGAAUAAAAAUACGAAUGCCCGGAGAAAAGCCAUUCAAACAUGUGGUUCACAUUUAGUUGUUUUCUUAAUCUUACAUAAUACUACCUUUACACUCAUUGCUCAUCGCAUUGAAAGUGCAUCCCCGUACAUUAGAAGGAUUCUUGGUAUGUCAAUUUUAAUAUUUCCUCCUUUAUUAGACCCGAUUAUAUAUGGACUGAAACUUACAGAACUGAAGCAGAACAUAUUCAUAUUCUUUAAAAGAAAUUUUUUUUUGUACUUUUUUAUAAUUAUAAAUUAUAACUCAAAUCUAAAUGGAAUUUUCACACUUUUUAAAAUGUUAUCUCUGUAUGCAUUUCUUGUCGUAUUAAGUCUCCCAUGUUUUUGCUUAAUUGAUGGAGGAAGAGCAUAA